Molecule: messenger RNA, 825 nt
Organism: Penicillium hordei
Lineage: Eukaryota; Fungi; Ascomycota; Eurotiomycetes; Eurotiales; Aspergillaceae
Exons: 2
Coding region: 1-825 (274 amino acids)
Cellular component (GO): membrane
Source: RefSeq, a predicted model, not a curated record
AUGUCUUCGACUUCCUACUAUGCCUAUACGCCAAGUUUGAUUCUUGCGGUGGUCGGAGUGGGUAUAUAUUGCGCUCUCUUUGCAAGCCAUGCUCUCCGUGUAUGGCGCUUUAAGGCAUGGGAUGGGAUUUAUAUGUUGAUGGGAGCCCUGGCUCAGGCGAUGGGAUUAGGAGCACGAGUGUACUCCUCAGAAGAUACCGGUAGUUUUAGAGCCUAUGGCGUUCAGAAUUUGCUUCUUCUCCUCGGGCCUACCCUAUGCAUGGUGACCGUCAAUCUUACUCAAGUGAAAAUGAUGCGCUGUUUGAGAUCCGAAAACUUUGGUCUCCUCCCUGCUCAAUUUCGACUCCCUAUCUACCUUACUUCCAACAUCCUCCUUCUUCUACUUCAAGGUAUCGGCGCCGUAAUCAUUUCUCUGACUCACAAGCCCGCGCUCAUUGAAUCUGCAAUGAAGAUCCUCACGGCGAGCUAUGUAUGCCAGAUGAUAUUUUGGAUGUUCACUUUGGCGGAGAAUAUCUUCUGGAGUUUCCGAUUUGGACGAUCUUCGUUCUCCAACACCCAACUCAUGAUGCCUCACUGGAAACGGUAUAAUCAGCUGUUUGGCCUUGCGAUCUCAAUUGUUGCCAUGGGUCGCAACAUGGUGCGAUUGACACAGAUGGGCAUGGGACCCGAUGGCUUUUUGACGGCCAAUGAGUGGACGAGUUAUGCAUUUGACUUUUAUCAAGCGGCGAUUAUUCUCUUGGCGUGGGGAAUCUUCUACUUGCCGGGGAUUUGCAAGGAGAUCGAGUUUCAAAAUGUGCAUCAGGCGUUGCAGAAUUAUGAAUGUUGA